UGGGAACACCAAUAACUCCUCCCUUGACCGCGCUUAGCACCUCGUUUUGCGACUAAAUGACCGAGGUCGCCGCAUCACACCACCUUUUUUUCCGUCGCAACUCACUCUAAAACCAACUAGGAGUCGCCCGAAGCCAUGGCCUUGCGUUGCGACGCGUGCUUCCGUCUUAUGGAUCACAAACGCGUUCUGUGCGACGACUCGAUGUCGUCAGCCACGGUCGAACGCGUUCCCUCGCCUCUACGGCCCUCGGCUCUCUGCGUCCCCCUCCGAGAAGGGUCGCCGCUUUCCCCGCUCGCCGCGGGGAAUCCCCGCGAAUGGCGCCAUCUGCAGGAGUAGCUGAAGGGCGCGAAACCCUCCCCCCACGCGCGAUGUGGUGGGUGCCGUGGUUAGAUUGAGAUUUCAGCAAUGACCGCCAGUCGCCUGUCGCCAGUCGUUUUCGAGCUCCUUCCAAUGGCCGCCCGGUCACCUUCGAUGUGCUUCGCUGCGUCGACGUGCCUGCCAGCAGGGGGGGCCGUGCGGGGAAGAAGGUGGUGCAGGUGCGGUGGCAGCAGGCGGGCCGGCCCGCUUGCAAGAAGAUCCAGCUCUUCAGGGGUCGUGGCUACGCAGGAAAGGCGCUUCAGACUCUUGUGCCCGGCAAGAAGGGGUCUAAGAAGGUGUCUGCAUCAGUGAGGUCGGUCCGCUGCAUCAUAGACAACAUCUGCCGGCUAGUGGUGUGCCCCAUCAACUCCUCGUGCGUCGCAACCACUGACCGCAAGGGAGUGGCGUGCCGCUGCUCUGACGGCUACACCACUGCUGCCAAUGGCGCAUGCCAGCUUGCAGCACCGUCGCAGCAGCCAGACGUGCUUUCCCACCCCUUGUCGGACACACCCACCACCUUGGAUGUGUGUGGCAGUGGGACGAGCAACCCCUGCGCCGUGGGCUCAUGCAUCAACGAUGGCAGCGGCUCGUACACCUGCAUCUGCCCUCCCACGCACACCGCUGCCACCACAUCCAACGGCCUCCCCACCUGCCGCUUCACUAUCGAGACUGGGAUGAACUGGACGCUUGCCUCAACGCUGGUGGUCCAAGCUGACAACUGGUCGUGUGAGGACGUCUAUCUUCCUUAAGCCCACCCCAUAUGCAACACCUCUAAGCCUAGCACCCCCAUACCCUGCAGCAGAGGUGACUGCAGGGAAGGAAGGCGCUAGGCAUCCUUGAGCUGCAGCGGGGCGGAGCCGGCUGGCGUGGCGAGCAGGGACCGACGCUGCGAGCUGGGACCGACGCGGCGAGCUGGGUCCGCUGGGACCGACGCGGCGAGCUGGGUCCGACGCAGCGAGCUGGGUCCGACGCGGCGAGCAGGGUCCGACACGACGAGCUGGGAGGCGCGGCGAGCUGGAGUGCGGGCUUGCUGCCUGGUGCCUAAACCAGUGCGUGGCCCACUGCCGCCCGUGGGCUGACGUCGACGACGCCGUCACGCCGCCACGGCUCGACGUCGACGACGACGCCACGGCUUGACGUCGGCGCCACGACAGCGCGUCGAGACGGCCGCGGCGAGGCUGCCACGGCAGCACGACAAAGCUGCCAUGGCAGCAUGACACGGCCGCCACGGCGGCGCGGAAGUACCUAGAAGUGGGGGGGUACGCGGCGGAAGCGUGAGGAGGCGGCCCAGCAGGGCGGACCGCCGGCUUUGAAACCAUUUUGAGAUGUACUAGCUAAGGGGGGGAAGCCAUGAAUGGCGAGAGGGGUUUUAGGCUAGGAGAGUAAUGUCGAGAGAGAAGAGUGUAUGACACGAAAAGAGAGAUACAAGAAGGGGGAUUGACCUCUCUACAAGAGGAUUCAGUAACACACAUGCCAAGCCUA
This is a messenger RNA of Closterium sp. NIES-67, 1839 nucleotides long. The record is from the annotation of a GenBank genome assembly. Lineage: Eukaryota; Viridiplantae; Streptophyta; Zygnematophyceae; Desmidiales; Closteriaceae.